GGAGGGGCGGGGGGGCGUGGCCGGCGGCCGGUCCGUCAGCUGCGCCGGGCCCUGACAACAAAGGGCUCCGCGGAGGCGGCGGGCUGGGGCAGUGCGGUGCGGGUUUCACGUAAACUGUUUACAAGUCAUGCUUUUGCAUGUCCUGUACCUAAGCUGAUAAAGCAUCUAUGCACUUUAAUCUCAAGUCUGUGCCACUCUGCUAGUAGUGUGAGCUGUGCCUUGAACCUUGGAUAUAAAGACCUACCAGCCAAAGUCUUGUUCCUGCCUUAGUAAUGUUCCAGAGGUUAAAUAACAUGCUCAUGGGAGAGAUUGAUAGCUUGUCCAACCAAGAGCCAGAGUUCAGUGAGAAGGAAGAUGACGAGUGGAUUCUGGUUGACUUUAUAGCAGACUCUUGCACUAAUUGCUCCGUGGAGGAAGCAGACCUCAUUGAAGCAUCGGCCACGGACAGCUCGCCCGUCUUCUCUUGUUUAUCAUCUCCCCUGGAACACUUGCCGGAGGCCAGCGAGUCCUGCUUCAUCCAGUUUGAGUCAUGUCCUAUGGAGGAGAGCUGGUUUAUUACCCCUCCCCCAUGUUUUACUGCAGGUGGAUUAACCACUAUCAAAGUGGAGACCAGUCCCAUGGAGAACCUCUUGAUAGAGCAUCCCAGCAUGUCUGUGUAUGCUGUCCACAACACCUGUCACGGCCUUAAUGAGACUGCAUGUGGGGAUGAGGAGUUUCACAGCCCAGGCAGCCCCAGACAGGAGGCCCGAAAUGAAACGGGACAGCGUGUUCACUGCUAUGUCACGGCUCUUGCUACUAGUUCAACUUUUCUGGAAAAAAACAAGAGUUUUCGUCCUACCCACUGGAUAAAAGAACAUAAUGAGAGACACUGUCUCAACAGGAACAGUCUCCGUCGCCAAAACCUCGCCAGGGAUUGCCACUCUCGGCAAAUCAAGCACAACGGACUGUUUGUUCACCAGCCUUGCCAGCGUCAGUUCAAUUACUGAUGGUUCUUGUGGUUUUAAUCUAUGGCCUAAUUGUUUCUUAGGUUGCUUUUGUUUUCAUGUGUAGGUAAGUGUGGUCAAUCUGAAGCUGAUUGUCAAUCCCUCAAACACAAUCGUAACUAGUGUUGCAUUAUUUUCAAAAGACACAUAAAUCUCCAAACAUCUUGCAUCAAGUUCUAAAUGUUGAUGUUAAAUAUCAAUGUCUUGGAAGCCUAUCAGUAUGAUAGUUUGUGUGCUGUUUUAUAAACUUUGAUGUAUAGAUGGAUUCUUAGUUGGUAUUUUAAAGAAAUUUAACUGAGAUGGAAAUCAGUUACAUUUUGCAUUAAUCAAAACGAAGUUAGAAAAUUUGAGGUUAGCCAUUUGCUUUAAUGACCAGUACUUGACAGCUUGUGUAUCUGUCUGUAUUCAGCAUAUAUGAUGACUUUCUGACAAGGAAAUUCUAUAGCUGCCAGUGGAUAUUACAUAGCUGUGCUGAGCUGUUUCAAGAAGGAUAUCUCAUCUAAAUUCCUAGGACUUACUUGUGUUAGUGGGGGCUGUGUAGGUGUGCUGGGUACUUGAUAUGGAUAUUGAAAGAGGGUUAAAUGUCCCACCAACAUUGUUGCAGUACAAGAUGGCACCAGUGUUACAGGUGUAGUACCUCACAGUGGAGUGGGAAGAAAAGUGAACCCUUGGGUAACAUGCAGAUGCACAACACAGAACUGAACUGGGCUUUACCAGAUAAAGUUUGAGUUUCUCUAACUACUUCUGUCUCUGAAGCACGUGUUUCCCCUACCCUAUCUCAUUUAAUCUCUAGUCUAGUUAAAGGAGAAGGAUGGUGGAUUGACCAUUCUUUUAACCUGUCAGUAGCUGACUGCUCUUCAAAGAAGUCAGGCUGAUAGACAGCUAUUUCUGUGCUACAAAUUACUAUUAGAUUGUCUCAUAUUCACAGUUGAGAGUAGAUCAGAAGUAGCUAGAAGGAAGCUUUUAUUCGAAGUUCUCCUAAUUUUCUCUCUUUUUCUCUAUGAAAAUGAAAUCCAAGUUAAUGGGGACUGGAAAUGAAGGGCAGUGUGAGGUAGGGGGAAUUGGAUGCUGAGCUAAACACAGUGAUAACAGUGUAUAAAAAUUGAUCAAUCAGCUGUGGUUGUUCUCCUAGCCCACUGGAGGCAGAAGGACUUAAUAGCAAUUCCAUAGGCCAACAGGAAAGAAAAGCCAUUCAAAACUAUCAAGUAGUUUUCUUAAGAGCACUGAGCAAGAUGUUUUGGAAGUUGGCAGGCAGUGCCAACUACAACUACAGGUUGAGUUCACCUGUUAACAAAAGCUGUGUUACACAGCAGCCAGUGGUAUGCUGGACCCUGAUAGAUCAAUCUGGGAAAUGGAUUAAAUGGGAGUGGAAGUAAGGAAGCAGAAACCUUCCAUGAGAGAAGCAGGGGGAACCAAAAGUAAGUUUAUCUUCCUUUCUGCCAGUGCUUAAUGUGACUUGCUGUUUUCCCUUGUGUUUAGUGCCUAGGGCAUUACAGUGUUAACGUUACACUCAGCUGUGUCUUCCAGUAGUCCUUACACAGAAGUUGGUACAAGGAGUCAUGUGAGGAGACCUUGAAAUAAGACAAGGUCGAUAAUGUGAAUUGUUCCAGACCUAUGAAGUAUUUAAAUUCAGCCAGAUGCUUCAAUUUCACUGAAGCAAAACCCCAGCAAUUCAAAUUGACCUUGAUGUAGUGGUACUGUUGUGUGUUCUGCAGCUGAAAUUGUUGUGGAACCUACUUAACAUACAGGGAACAGCAUUCAUAACUUAUGUUUCACUGCAGACGUGCUGCUUCACUGCAAUUAGGAUUGUCACAAAGGGAUGUUGAAAAUAAUUAAAUGUACAAAAGCAAGAGGUGCUUUCCUGGAUACACUAGUUUUUGGGGUUUUGUUGUUUGGUGAUUUUUUUUUUUGAUAAAUUGAAUUCACAUGGACACUGAAAGAAAACAAAAUUGGUCACACCAUAAUCUUCCAAAAGAGAUAUUUUGUUACUGCUGUUUUAGCAGUAUGUGCCCAUGUCCAUACACCAAUUCUCAUGUGGUCCAAAUACUUUGGUUUAUCUGCAAAUAGCUGUAGUUUUACCAGUCUCUUAUCUGUUCACAAGUACUCUUACUUGCCUCAGAUUAUCUACCUACCUUUAUCACUCCAACUUUUUGUCUAGCUUAAACUUCCUUAUCCUUGCUGCCAACUUUCUAGCUCAGGAAAAUUCUUUGCUUUCCUGUAUUACUUUUCUUUAUAUAAAAGUAACUACUUUCCUUCAGCUUUAAUUUUCUUAAAGUGCAAUGAAGGAAGAUGGAGUCUCCACCUCCCUGUGUUGGAAGGAGUAAGUAAUCCCUUAACUCCUAAUGGGGAGAUGGAGCUGAGAGUAUAAGGCUCCCAGGCAUUAAAAUGAGAGCCUUGGUCUGUUCUUCUCAGUAGGCAAGUAAAUGCAACUUUAGACUGCUCCUAGAAUUGGGAGAUACUGAUCUUUUUAUACUGCAUUACUAGAUGACUUUCUGGUGAUGAAAACCUAUAUCUUUCAGGAUAUAAACUAUUUUGUUGCACAAAGCUGUGCUUCUCAAUUUGUAAUAUUGGAAACCAUAUUAUUGUGUGAGAUAGUACUACAUCAAUGGCUUUUUGUUAAUUUGUUUUACAUAUUUAUGUUGGUCUAGCCCUGUUUUGUGCCUGGAGCUAUUGGGCAAUUAGAUUUGUUCUGGUUUACUGUUUUAAUAGUGAGCUGUGUGGCUUUUUAUAUGGUUUUUUGAAUUGUAUUAAAGUGUGUGUUUUUUCUUGUAAAAGUGGAGGCCUUGCACUGUCUCAUACUGAUUGAUAUUCAUGAAUCUUGCUGAAAUUAUUUUCAUAUGUAUUGGUCAAUGGACAGAUUUGCAUUUUAAACUGUGCCUUCUACACAGCAAACUUGAAGAUUCAAAAGGGACAUUUCAGUUGGGAUUAAUACUGUACAUCAGUCUAUGCAUAUAUGGCAGCUUCUCUCCAGAGCCACUUCUCUAUUUGUAGCAGUCCUUUUGAUAUGGAAGAAUCUGUGGCUCUUAUUUUUAAUAGUUUAACACAAGCUGAAAACAGACAAAAUACAGCACUUUGCCAAAAAAGGUAGCAUUGCUUAACCAGUGUGUAUUUACUAAAGUGAUCUUCUGUAUUUUGUUUUCAUGGUGCGUUCUGCGCACUGUGGGGAAACAUGAUCUUAACUCUCAAUAAAAAAUGGCCUAUUAAAAG
Molecule: messenger RNA, 4190 nt
Organism: Camarhynchus parvulus
Lineage: Eukaryota; Metazoa; Chordata; Aves; Passeriformes; Thraupidae
Gene: TP53INP1
Product: tumor protein p53 inducible nuclear protein 1
Exons: 4
Coding region: 273-986 (237 amino acids)
Biological process (GO): autophagosome assembly; positive regulation of DNA-templated transcription
Cellular component (GO): nucleus; autophagosome
Source: RefSeq, a predicted model, not a curated record